AUGCCGCCGAGAAGCCUCAGGUUCCGCGGCGUAUCCAUCCCGAUUAAUGACGCGCCACAGGUUUACGCCGCAGCUGAGAAGAAGGAUGGUGGCUUUAUUCGCAACCUCAAACUCGACGAGGGGCUCGGAAGCUCCGAUCUAGUCGCGGGACUAAAGGUGCUCAGCAUUAGUGGUGGCGAGAGCUUCAAGGGGGGGCUUUCCUGUUGGGAAGUGGAACUCGACCAGUAG
Molecule: messenger RNA, 228 nt
Organism: Aspergillus nidulans FGSC A4
Lineage: Eukaryota; Fungi; Ascomycota; Eurotiomycetes; Eurotiales; Aspergillaceae
Exons: 2
Coding region: 1-228 (75 amino acids)
Source: RefSeq, a predicted model, not a curated record